AGCUUGUUUUGCUCUUCUGAUUUCUUCAAAUUUGAGUUGCAAUCUAUGUUUAUGGUACUAUCAUUAGUUGGUCCACUUUAUGCAAACGUAUAUCAUCGUAGUCUCUCAGGGAGUAUUCUGAACGUUUCCACUGUUCAUUUGAAUGGCAUUUGACACCUCAUAUGACAUUAUCUAUCGAACCUGGACACCCUGCAUUAAGCGGAGAGUACAGCAUUCCCCGAGGGUGUCCGCUUAAUACAGGUUUCACUGUAAGCAGCAAAAAAUUCACAUUUGCUCAGUCAAAACGGUUUCCUCCAAAGCAUAAUCCACUUGUCAGAGGAAACAAUUCAUAAGAACAAGCAACAUUUUGGCGUGAAGUAAAAGUCGUGUGUUUACAUUAUAUUAGCACAAUUGAAUAAUACUCAUCAAUCAAGUAUUGUUUGUUGUUGUUGUUGUUUUUAAUCUUAUUUUUGCUCUAUUUCUGUUUUUGUUCAUUUAUCACUAUUUUAAAAAAACUGUCCAUAUGCGGACCCGGUCCAUGACAGGGGGUCCAUGGACCCCUGGUCCAUGUUUUGUCCUCACCCGCUGUACAAAUACCGGCCGCCCGCUUCCCUAACGACAUAAAUACAGCCUCCUCUUCAGGCGCUUCGUUUUUCGCAUGGCAGAGGCGCGAAACAAGUGACUGGUGAUGAACCGCAAGGGACCAUGGGAAGGGUAGAGACGGCAGGCGAAUUGUGUAUGUCUAACAUGCAAUUCGCGAUUCGUGCGAUAUCGGUUUUCACGUGCAAUUUAACGUGAAAUUCCCUGUGGAAAGCUUUCCAAGAUGUCAGAACAGCGCUGUUAAUUAACUUCAGCAACUAUGCUAGGUAGAAGGGGUAGUAGAAACACGGUAUUUUGCCUUCUUUUUGCCAUCCCGACAUUCUUCGUUUUUAGUUGGAACAGCUUCUUGUGGUUUACACUUUGCCCCAUUUUCACAGCGUUGCGAAGGCUGUUUUAAUUCGGAAGGGAAGAGAGAGAACGAACCAGCAAACGAAAGCGGCAAGGCUGAACUAGAAAAGACAGAAAACAAAGGAAGAACAUUUGAACUUAAAACCACGCUCAUUACAAACACCACCUGUUCACAGCAUUAUUUCCUCCUCAUACUGGUAUCGUCAGCUCCUUCAAAUUUCCAAAGAAGAAAAGAUAUCCGCAGAACUUGGGGAGUCGACACCGCUUUAGCACCUCGAUGGAAGACAGUUUUUCUUGUCGCUCAAUCAAGGGCGAAAGAAACGACCGAAUCACUGUUGAGAGAACACAGUUCUUACAGAGAUCUAUUGCAAGGCAACUACAUCGACCACUACUGGAAUCAAACUCUUAAGAUUCAAAUGGGCUUUGAAUGGUCUGUAAGGUAUUGCAAUUUCACUUUUCUGUUAAAAAUGGACGACGAUACUUUUGUGCAUACGAAAAGGCUGAUUUCCGUUUUGAACACGUUUUCUUCAGAACAGCUGUACUUGGGAAUGCUUUGGGAAAAGCCAAUGGUAAAAAGAGGCAAAGAAAAAUGGACAAUUAGUUAUGAAGAAUACAACAAAACGCUAUACCCAGAUUUUUGCCCUGGUUUUGGGUUUGUCUUAACCUUCGAUGUUGUUAAUACGUUCGUCGAUUUGUUUGACGAUGUCCGGCUCUUUAGAUUUGAUGAUGUUUAUGUUGGCAUGCUUGCAGAGAGAGCAGGUGUGAACGGUACUUUUCACCCUGGUUUCAGACAAGAUCCCUCGCCGCCAAAAGUCUCUUGUAGUCUAGAUGAAACAGUUUUCGUGUGGCAUGAUAUAACCGGAGACUGUCUGUUGAAACUUUUUGAAGACACGUUUUAA
Molecule: messenger RNA, 1826 nt
Organism: Porites lobata
Lineage: Eukaryota; Metazoa; Cnidaria; Anthozoa; Scleractinia; Poritidae
Source: the annotation of a GenBank genome assembly